CCUGCCCCGCCCCGUGGGCCCUGCAGCCCCCGCCGCCGCCGCCACCCGCGCGCCCCACUCCCGGAGCAGUUCCUGCGCGGCGCGAGACGCACCAUGGCUCGCCGGGCCGCCCUCGCGCUGCUGCUGGUCGGCCUGCUCAGCACCCUGGUGCCCGCCUGGGGCCAAGAUUUCGACUUGUCGGAUGCCCUUGGUGAUGACGACAAGAAGCCCACGGCACCCCCCAAGAGACCCAGCUCUGACGAUGAUGGGUUCAGUCUGGAAGAUGCUGUCGGCGGGGGAGGAGAGAAUGACCCAGUGCCACCUAAACCACCCAAACCGAAGCCUCAUCCGAACCCCAACCAGCCUGGAUCUUCUGGUGGUUUUUCAGAUUCCGAUCUCAUCGAUGGAGCUUCAGAUGGAGGAGGUGGUGGCGGUGGUGAUGGAGGAAGCCAAAAGCCUGAUGGGGGGGAGCAGGCUGACUCCCCUGGGGUAAUCCCUGGCAUCAUUGGGGCCGUUGUGGUGGCCGUGGCCGGAGCAAUCUCUAGCUUUAUCGCCUACCAGAAGAAAAAGUUGUGCUUCAAAGAAAACGCCGACCAAGGUGAGCCCAGCACCAAGAACCAGCAGAACACCAGCGCCGACCAGCCAGUUCAGUGGAGUCUUCUGGAAAAGUAGAAGCUUGACUGCAAACGCAAAUCCUCGACGUUCCCAGCAGGAGAACAAGAAGACUCCCCUGCUGCAUCUUCCCAAGAAACACGUGCACCAGGGUGGCGGUGGCCGCGGCGGAAUCCAGCCCUGUCCUGCCCACGCCUGUGCUCACGUUGAGACUCUUUGUUUUGACCUUGAGAUGCGUUGUGCCCAUUUGCACCAUGCUGGGUAGACGAGGGAUACUAACGCCGAGUGUUGCACCCCGAGAGGGGAGUUUUGCUCACCCUGUCCGUGGCCGUUAAGGGUUUCCCCGUGGGGUGUGAAAGGCCGAUUGUCCAUCACAAAGUCAUCCCAAUACCGACCCCACUGAAGCUCCCCCACCCGGAACUCUGGGCCGUUUACCAAUUAACGUGUGAGUUAAACAGAACUGUCCCUGGCAUUGACCCUCGGAUAUGGUGAGAUAAGCGUUUCAUUAGUGUCCUCAAAAUGUCCUUCAUUGGGUAAGAUUUUUUUUUCACACCAGACUAAUAAAAAAGAAAUUAGAAACCAA
Mirounga angustirostris (Northern elephant seal) is the source of this 1174-nucleotide messenger RNA. It is a transcript of the gene CD99, whose product is annotated as CD99 molecule (Xg blood group). The transcript has 10 exons. The coding region runs from base 94 to 651 and encodes 185 amino acids. The record is from RefSeq and is a predicted model, not a curated record. Lineage: Eukaryota; Metazoa; Chordata; Mammalia; Carnivora; Phocidae. Gene Ontology annotation, biological process: homotypic cell-cell adhesion; T cell extravasation; positive regulation of neutrophil extravasation. Gene Ontology annotation, cellular component: plasma membrane.